UGUUCUCUGAAGACAUCAUGAAGACCCCAUUUUGGACCCUGCUGCUCUUAUACUUGUGCACCCCAGGUCACAGCAACUGCCAAGGGGACUGUUUAACCUGUGGACUCGUCCUACCUGAACACCAAGCGUUUAAUACAUUGGUAUGUAUUCUGGAAUGUGAAUCACAGGCAACACCUGCAUUGACCUGGGAUUUGUGUUACCAAGCAGCAGGUCUGAAACACCUUUCACCACUGUUACAGGAGGAGGAAACUUCAAAGCGCUCUGAUGAUGAUGAAGAGGAGCCUCUGGCCACAGUGAGCAUAGAAAAUGACAAUGGUGUUGAGUAUACUGAGGCUUUGGAGCAGUUUCGACACGCCGCGCAAGCGCUCCGCAGCCAGCAGCCUUCAGAGGAGGAGAAACUCGAAAUUUCAUAUGACCGAGACCUUGACCCUAGGACAGAGGAGGACCAGGAUAGCGUAGGAGAAGAGAAGAGCGGUGAGGCAGCUGUAAGCAUAUCCAAGCGAUUUGGAGGCUUUAUGAAAGGUCGUCACGGUUUCCGGAAGUUGGUGAGCUCCGGAAGGCCUUUGCAGAAACGCUACGGUGGCUUCAUAGGGAUAAGGAAAUCUGCCCGCAAGUGGAACAACCAGAAGCGCGUGAGUCAGCUACUGAGGCAGUACCUGAGCUUGACGGGGCGCUCGGGGCGUUCAGGUCACACCAGCAACCUCUCCACCAGAAUCUGAAGACAGAAUGAAGUUUAGUUGGGCUUAUAGUACAGGCCUUGGUCUUUUCACUUACCUCAACUCAACUGCUCAUCAGCCAUCAGUAACUGUGAAUGUCUAUCAUGCACCACAGCCCAGAACUAGAUAAAUCUGUUUAAUCAAAGAACAGGAAUAUUUUGAAUAGCAUUGUUUUUUUUUUAUUAUUGACAUUUCCAUGGUGCCGUUCCUGACAUCAAAAACACCUCGAUCAAGUCGUUAGGACAAAUGUUGCUGAUGAGAACUGAUUGUUCAUUUCAGAAUCAAAACUCCUAGAAUUAACCUUGAAGCAUUAUACAAAAUAAAAAAA
Messenger RNA from Sinocyclocheilus anshuiensis, 1044 nucleotides. RefSeq names its product prepronociceptin-like. NCBI's taxonomy places the organism in Eukaryota, Metazoa, Chordata, Actinopteri, Cypriniformes, Cyprinidae. The transcript is spliced from 2 exons. Gene Ontology annotation, molecular function: opioid receptor binding. The record is from RefSeq and is a predicted model, not a curated record. Gene Ontology annotation, biological process: sensory perception; neuropeptide signaling pathway; chemical synaptic transmission. Bases 18 to 719 code for a protein of 233 amino acids. Gene Ontology annotation, cellular component: neuronal cell body; axon terminus; dendrite.